Molecule: messenger RNA, 285 nt
Organism: Purpureocillium lilacinum
Lineage: Eukaryota; Fungi; Ascomycota; Sordariomycetes; Hypocreales; Ophiocordycipitaceae
Source: RefSeq, a predicted model, not a curated record
AUGCCUCCGGAUGCACCAUGCACGAUCCGAUACGAUCGUCGGUCCGCACUGUGCCGUGCCCAGUUGCACAAUCUCGUGUCGCCAAAGCAUGAAGAGCACGAGAAGGGGGGCCACCAGACCAUCCCUCUCACCACCACCAGACCCCUCAUCACCAGACCCUCUCGCUCGCCGCCCCCGCGUCGCCUGUCACCAGACACGUCCAUCAGACGCGUCUCUUCUCACUUGGGUGAAGCGUGUCCUGGUCGGGUCUUCCUUCAACCCCUCGUCUGCAGGGCACGGCCGUGA